Molecule: messenger RNA, 1004 nt
Organism: Mastomys coucha (southern multimammate mouse)
Lineage: Eukaryota; Metazoa; Chordata; Mammalia; Rodentia; Muridae
Gene: Csf3
Product: colony stimulating factor 3
Exons: 5
Coding region: 53-748 (231 amino acids)
Biological process (GO): positive regulation of cell population proliferation; positive regulation of myeloid cell differentiation; immune response
Cellular component (GO): extracellular region
Molecular function (GO): growth factor activity; cytokine activity
Source: RefSeq, a predicted model, not a curated record
GCCUGAGUUGCCCCAGCCCCAGGUAAUUUCCUCCCGGGGCCUUGAUGGGUUUAUGUAUAAAGGCCCCCUGGAGCUGGGCCCUGGCAGAGGCCAGAGCUGCAGCCCAGAUCACCCAGAAUCCAUGGCUCAACUUUCUGCCCAGAGGCACAUGAAGCUAAAGGUCCUACAGCUGCUGCUGUGGCACAGUGUACUAUGGUCAGGACAAGAGGCCAUUCCCGUGGUCACUGUCAGCUCUCUGCCACCAUCCCUGCCUUUGCCCCGAAGCUUCCUGCUUAAGUCCUUGGAGCAAGUGAGGAAGAUUCAGGCCAGCAGCUCAGCGCUGCUGGAGCAGUUGUGUGCCACCUACAAGCUGUGUCACCCCGAGGAGCUAGUACUGCUGGGCCACUCUCUGGGUAUCCCGAAGGCUCCCCUGAGCAGCUGCUCCAGCCAGGCCCUGCAGCAGACAAAGUGCCUGAGCCAGCUCCACAGCGGGCUCUUCCUCUACCAAGGUCUCCUGCAGGCCCUAUCGGGCAUUUCCUCUGAAUUAGCCCCCACUUUGGAUUUGCUUCAGCUGGAUGUUGCCAACUUUGCCACCACCAUCUGGCAGCAGAUGGAACGCCUAGGAGUGGCCCCUCCUGUGCAGCCCACUCAGAGCACCAUGCCAGCCUUCACUUCUGCCUUCCAGCGCCGGGCAGGAGGUGUCCUGGCCACUUCAUACCUACAGAGCUUCCUGGAGAUGGCUCACCAUGCUCUGAGCCACUUGGCCUAGACCUGAGGAGAAAGCUUUCCAGAUAGUCUAUUUAUCUCUAUUUAAUAUUUAUGUGUAUUUAAGCCUACUAUUUAAAGACAAAGAAGAGAUAAUGGAGCUCUAAGCUUCUAGAUGAUUCUUUCCACUUCCGAGUUUUGUUCUCCUGCUUGGAGCAGAGAGAGAAGACUCCUGUGUCCUCCUGUGGAGGCCAGGGAAGGAGAUAGGUAAAUACCAAGUAUUGAUUCCUGCCGCUGCUCCAGGCACCCAGUUCUGUGGU